CCUUGCUCCUCCUCCUUCUCCUGGCGUCUCGCACCCCACACACCCACCGCCCAUCCAACAUGACCGUCGCCACCGUGCCAUGCCAUGACUCCCCGACCGGCGCGACCACCGCGCACCGCGCACCGCGCACCACGCACCGCGCAGCACGCACCGCGCACUCAACUCACCCAUCACGCACUCACUCACUUACCUCUUCUCGCCUGCUCCAUCUCUCUUCACUCUAACCUUGACUCGGUCUUGACGACCAGUUCCUAUCCCCACUUUCAUUCUGGCCCAGCCCAUCGCCCGCUGCCCCGCCCACUCGACACCGACGCUUGACGCGUGUGUCCUCUCACAAACAAUAACAAUUUCCUCCUUUGCGAGCCACUCCUCGUGACUCGUGACUCGUGACUUGCACAGCGCACAGAUCCCUUCUCUCGCGACGACCACAUCCACGUCCACAUCCUCACCCACCACGACGACCACGACCGCGGCAGCCUAACGCAGCCAUCUUCAUCGCCAUGCCCAUCAGCCUGCUCCGGAAGCAGCCGCCGCGGCGCAAGCCCGACGAGCCGGUGCCGACGCUCGCGGCCCUCUCCUUCCCCGAGGCCAAGCCGCUCAUCGACGCCGAGUGGGCCUCCCAUGCCCGGGACGCCCCCGCCCCCGCCCACGCACCCACAGCCUACAGGCACAGCUACGUGCCGCAGUACAACAACCUCGCUCCGCGCGCCAUCCCCAUCCCCGGCGCGACGAGUGACAGCGGCCACGGCCCCGGCCACGGCCACGCGGGCUCGGCGCCCGGCCGCUCCCGCGCCGCCUCGCAGAUCAGAGACGCGACUGGCGCCAGCCCGGACUUCCACCGCCCGUUCUCGCCGCACCACAUCGUGCCGGUCCAGCCAAUUUCGCGGCCGGGCACGAUGCGGCGCGCGCGCCAGCGCCGCGCCGCGCCGCUCACGGUGAUUGUCGCGGGGCCCAGCGGGUCGGGCAAGACGUGCCUCAUCGACGCACUCACGCACGUCCUCGACCCGCAGGCGCCGCGGCUCGCGGUGCGCGUCGGGCCGACGACGAGCGUCGUGCGCCACGACAUAAAUGUCGCGGACGAGCGGCGCGGCGCCGUCCUCCUCGACACGCCGGGGCUGCCGCUCCCCGACGAGCUGCGCAAGACGCGGGCGCGCGCCCUCCGCGCCCUCAUCACCAUGGUCGAGGACCGGCUCAGUAGAGUGCUGGCCGAGGAGAGCAAGGUUGUGCGCCGCAAGAGCGAUGGCGGGGAGCUGGUGCAUCUGAUCAUCUACGUCAUGGACGCACGCACGAUCCUGUGUCCCGCCUCGCCGGUCGAGAUCGACUGGGACACAGUGAUGGAGCCGCCCGCGAACAAGGGCCCCACGCGGCCCGAGAGCGAGCUCGAGCCCGAGGCGCCCGGCGUCGCCGCCAAGCUGAGCGCCGACGACAUUGAGGCUAUGCGCCAGUUCUCCGUCCGCGCCAACGUCCUCCCUCUUCUGACGCAUGCGGACGCGCUCACGACCACCGAACUCACGGCCGUACGCGCCGCUGUCCGUCGCGACCUCGCGGCCGUUUUUGGGCGUGACCCCUUGGGGCCAUUCGGCGUCCUUUCUGCUGGGCAAUACGAGGACGACUCGGGCGACGACGCAAGAGACUCCGAGCCCGACACCGACUUCCCGUACGUCGUCUUUGCGCCCGAACCUGGACCAGGCUUCACGCGCGCGUUCCGGUGGGGCCGGGCGGACGCGGCUGAUCCCGCACACUCGGACCUGCCGGCGGUACGGAAUGCGAUCGUCGAUGCAACUGACUGGCUGCGCCAGACGACCCGUGAGGUUGUGUACGAGCGCUUCCGGACUGAACGGCUGUUGAAUGCGCGGGGCCUGCGGACAAAGAUCUAG
Messenger RNA from Cutaneotrichosporon oleaginosum, 1877 nucleotides. RefSeq lists its product as uncharacterized. Gene Ontology annotation, cellular component: cell division site; microtubule cytoskeleton; septin complex. Gene Ontology annotation, biological process: cytoskeleton-dependent cytokinesis; intracellular protein localization. Gene Ontology annotation, molecular function: GTPase activity; molecular adaptor activity; GTP binding. The record is from RefSeq and is a predicted model, not a curated record. NCBI's taxonomy places the organism in Eukaryota, Fungi, Basidiomycota, Tremellomycetes, Trichosporonales, Trichosporonaceae.